Molecule: messenger RNA, 2060 nt
Organism: Bacillus rossius redtenbacheri
Lineage: Eukaryota; Metazoa; Arthropoda; Insecta; Phasmatodea; Bacillidae
Product: glutathione hydrolase 1 proenzyme-like
Exons: 10
Coding region: 1-1872 (623 amino acids)
Biological process (GO): glutathione catabolic process
Cellular component (GO): plasma membrane
Molecular function (GO): glutathione gamma-glutamate hydrolase
Source: RefSeq, a predicted model, not a curated record
AUGACAAGCGCAGACAAUGGCGUGCAGCUGACCGCGGCGAGGACGGAGGCCAGCCCUCUGCUGCCUGUGACCGCAGCCUCCCGCGGACCGGAGGACACGCGGGGCGCCUGCCAGCACCACAUGCGCUUCGUGGCGGCCGUGCUGCUCGGCGCCUGCGCCCUGGCCGCCGGCUGCCUGGCGGCGGGGCUGCCCCCCGCGCUGGCGUCGAGCGGGCGUCGCGACGCCCCGCUGCUGCCGCCGCCGCCCUCCGCCUCCGCGCUGGGCGCCUUCCGCCACGCCGCCGUCAGCGCCGACACCGCCGCCUGCCCCGCCGUCGGCAGGGACGUGCUGGCGAGGAACGGCUCGGCGGUGGACGCCGCCGUCGCGACGCUGCUCUGCCAGGGCGUCGCGGCGCCGCACCUCAGCGGCCUGGGCGGCGGCUUCUUCAUGGUGGCGUACUCCCCGCGCGGCGGCGCCGUGGCGCUCGACGCGCGCGAGACGGCCUCCCGCGACGCCGCCGCCGACGACGUCACGCCCCGCGGCGGCAAGUCCGUGGCUGUGCCCGGGAUGGCCCGCGGCCUGUGGGAGGCGCACCAGAAGUUCGGCAAGCUGCCGUGGGCCGCGCUGGUGCAGCCGUCCAUCAGGCUGAGCGAGCACGGGGUUCCCGUGUCCGCCACCCUGGCGCAGCACCUGCGCGCGCACAGGGACCUGGUCGAGGCCGACCCCGUCCUCAGGGAGGUGUUCACUGACGCCGCGAGUGGCGCCCUGCUGCGCGAGGGGGACGUGCUGAGGAACCGGCGCAUGGCGGCGACCCUGAGGGCGGUCGCCCGGGAAGGCGGAGAGGCCCUGCACAGCGGCCCGCUGGCGGCCGCCCUCUCCCGGGACAUCUGCCGGGCCGGGGGCGCAGUCACCGCCCGGGACCUGGCCGGCUACAGGCCGGCGUGGAGGGGAGUGGUGACGGCGCGCCUGCAGCUGCCGCGCCUGGGCCCGCUGGAGCUGCACACCUCGCCGGCGCCCAGCUCGGGCCCGGUGCUCGCGCACGUCCUCAACGUGCUGGAGGCCUUCAACAUGACGGCCGCCGACGAGCGGGGCGCGCGCGGCCGGGUGGUGUUCCUGCACCGCCUCGUCGAGGCGUUCAAGCACGCCUUCUCCAAGCGGCCGUGGCUGGGGGACCCGGGCUUCGUCGACAUGGACGAGGUGAUGGCGCUGCUGCUGUCCAAGGCCCACGCCCGCUCCGUGAGGCGGCGCAUCAGCGACUUCAGGACGGAGGACGAGGCCUCGUCCUACGGCCCGCUCGUCGCGCAGCCCGAGGACUCGGGGACGACCCACGUCAGCGUCCUGGGCCCCGGCGGGGACGCGGUCGCCAUCACUGCGUCCUUGAACCACAGGUUCGGCGCGGGCUUCAUGUCGAACGCGACGGGCCUCCUGCUCAACAGCCACAUGGACGACUUCUCCCGCCCAGGGGCGCCCGGAGACGCCGCGACGCCGUCCUACAACAACUUCGUGGAGCCGGGCAAGCGGCCCCUGUCCUCCAUGACGCCGAGCAUCUUCACGGAGCCCGGGGGCCGCGUGCGGCUGGUCGUGGGCGCGUCCGGGGGCCCGAGGAUCGUCACCAGCGUGGCGCUCGUGUGUGCCAGGCAUUUAUGGUUGGAUGACGAUCUGAAGCAAGCGAUCGAUGCCAGGAGAGUCCACCACCAGUUCAUUCCGAACACCUUGCAACACGAACACGGCCUGACAAGGCAAGUGCUCCAAGGGCUCCGCCACCGAGGUCACCGCACCCUGGAGGCGCGCGGCACUUUCUCCGUGGUGUGCGCCGUGGGACGCGCGCAAGACGGCUCCGUCUUCGCCAACUCCGACUUCAGACACGGCGGCGCGGUCGAAGGGCUGGACUGACGCGCGUUUCCGCUGCUGCUUGUUCGUCGCGUUUUCAACAUUAUUCCGCCCGCGCGCUAGGCAGCUGUAAACCCGAAAUCAUUUGUGAAGAAUUACGUAUAUACAUAUUAUAAAGGUUAUGUUCUGCCCAUAAUCUGCAAUGAGUGUUUCUUUUUACGACUUACAAUACUUAAAGUUGUUGCUUGGUA